Molecule: messenger RNA, 1150 nt
Organism: Xiphias gladius (swordfish)
Lineage: Eukaryota; Metazoa; Chordata; Actinopteri; Istiophoriformes; Xiphiidae
Gene: gbx2
Product: gastrulation brain homeobox 2
Exons: 2
Coding region: 1-1062 (353 amino acids)
Biological process (GO): regulation of nervous system development; regulation of transcription by RNA polymerase II
Cellular component (GO): nucleus
Molecular function (GO): RNA polymerase II transcription regulatory region sequence-specific DNA binding; DNA-binding transcription factor activity, RNA polymerase II-specific
Source: RefSeq, a predicted model, not a curated record
AUGAGCGCAGCGUUCGGUCCGUCCUUCAUGGUGAUGCAGCGGCCACUCGGAAGCACCACCGCCUUCAGCAUCGACUCUCUGAUCGGGGGGGCCCCGCAGCCCAGCCCGGGACACUUCGUCUACACCGGCUACCCGAUGUUCAUGCCGUAUCGGUCGGUGGUGCUCCAGCCGCCGCCUCCGCCUCCUCCAGCCCUGCAGCAGGCUCUCCCCGCCGGCCACCACCCGCACCCGCAGAUCUCCAGCCUGCAGAGCGGCUUCUGCUCCAGUCUGGCGCAGGGCCUGACGCAGGGCAUGGCGCUUACCUCCACGCUCAUGGCGUCGCUGCCCGGCGGAUUCUCGCCGUCCCAGCAGCACCAGGAGGCGGCCAGGAAGUUCGGCUCCCAGGCGCUGCACGCGGUCUUCGACAAAACUCAGGAGCUGCGGCUGGACGCGGAGGACGGGAAGAGUUUCCUGCAGGGGAAAGAGUCCGCGGCGCUGCAGGCUUUCCACGACACGGACACGUCUGUGCAGACAUCCACAGUCAGAGCACACAGUAAAGACGACUCCAAGGAGGACGAGUGCGGCCGGAAAGACGAGAGUUUCUCCAUGGACAGCGACUUGGACUACAGCUCCGAUGACAACCUCACCUCCAUGUGCCACAAGGAGGACGGGGACGGCGGCGGCGGAGGCCUGGACGACGGCCCGCACCUUCACGGCUCCACCGGCGGCGGCUCCGGGGCGGGCGGCGGCGGCGGCGCGGGGAGCGGCGGCAAGAACCGGCGGCGGCGGACGGCGUUCACCAGCGAGCAGCUGCUGGAGCUGGAGAAAGAGUUCCACUGCAAAAAGUACCUGUCGUUAACCGAGCGCUCCCAGAUCGCGCAUGCGCUGAAGCUGAGCGAGGUGCAGGUGAAGAUCUGGUUCCAGAACCGGCGCGCCAAGUGGAAAAGGGUCAAAGCCGGAAACGUCAACAACAAGUCCGGGGAGCCGUCCCGGAACCCCAAAAUAGUCGUCCCCAUCCCAGUGCACGUGAGCCGCUUCGCAAUACGGAGUCAGCACCAGCAGAUGGAGCAGGCCAGACCGUAGAAGAAGAAGAGUCCAGACUGAGACAAGGAACCGCUUUUCAAGUGACCGAAUCCCGUGUUGAUGCUUUUGUUCCGUCUCAAGAGUUGAU